This is a messenger RNA of Marasmius oreades (fairy-ring Marasmius), 1556 nucleotides long. RefSeq lists its product as uncharacterized. The transcript is spliced from 7 exons. Bases 27 to 1556 code for a protein of 509 amino acids. Lineage: Eukaryota; Fungi; Basidiomycota; Agaricomycetes; Agaricales; Marasmiaceae. The record is from RefSeq and is a predicted model, not a curated record. Gene Ontology annotation, molecular function: histone deacetylase activity.
AAGCGCCGCAUAGCUUGCACUCAACCAUGUCCCGUCGACGCGUAUCUUAUUACUACGAUAGUGAUGUUGGCUCGUAUACCUACGGUUUGGGACACACCAUGAAGCCGCACAGAAUGAAAUUGGCUCACGACCUCAUAUCUGCCUACGAUAUGCUGGACAAGAUGCAUGUUAUCAGACCAAGUCGCUCAAACCCGGAAAAGAUGACUUCAUUUCAUACAGACGAGUACAUUCAGUUUCUGGAGAGAGUCACCCCAGAGACAGUUGAGGAGCUCACAUAUCGUGGUACUCGUUUUUUGGUUGGAGAGGAUAACCCUGCUUUCGAGGGCCUUUUCGAAUUCUGCUCGAUCUCGGCUGGUGGUUCUAUCGCAGCUGCGCAACGGAUAUCAUCUGGAGCAACGGAUAUUGCUAUUAAUUGGGCUGGCGGGCUUCACCACGCGAAGAAGAGUGAAGCUUCAGGUUUCUGUUAUGUCAACGACAUAGUUCUAUGCAUACUCGAACUCCUCCGGACGUAUCCUCGUGUCCUUUAUGUCGAUAUUGACUGCCAUCAUGGAGAUGGUGUGGAGGAGGCGUUUUAUACCACUGACCGUGUUAUGACGUGCUCUCUGCACCGUUUUGGAGACUUCUUUCCGGGAAGUGGGUCUUUGGAUGAUAAGGGUACGGGUCGGGGAAGAGGGUAUGCUGUGAAUGUGCCGUUUCGGGAUGGAAUUACGGACGAGUCGUUUUUGGGUGUUUAUAUUCCAGUUAUGGAUAAGAUCCUUGACGUCUUCCGCCCUUCUGCUGUGGUACUCCAAUGCGGUGCUGAUUCCCUUUCGGGAGAUAAACUUGGGGGGCUUAAUCUGUCGAUGGAAGGUCAUGCGAGAUGUGUUCAGUAUUUCCGUGACCAGAACGUUCCACUCAUCUUACUUGGUGGAGGAGGGUAUACUGUGAAGAACGUUGCUAGGGCUUGGACGUAUGAAACUGCAUGCGCAUUGGGGAUUGAAGACUCUAUCGACCUUAACUUGCCUUACAGUCCGUACUUGGAGUGGUUUGGGCCAAGGUAUCGUUUGGAAGUGUUGAGGAGCAACAUGGAGGACAUGAAUGUGAAGGAUGGAUAUUUGGACAAGAUCAGGACGUUGGUACUGCAGCAGUUAUCCGAGUUGCCUUGUGCGCCUUCGGUGGGGUUGCACUAUGUGCCCUCUGAUUCCAUCGGAACACAUACGGGCUUAUAUUUGCACGAGAGUGAGGAGGGUGAACCUAUGGACGAACUUGAUCGCAAACUAGCUCAACACGCACGAUAUGUAUAUAGGCUUCAAGCGCAGUUCGACGCAUCCGAUUCGUCUUCUUCGUUAAACAGCAGUGACUCUGAGGAUAAUCCACGCAGCGCUAUGCGCAUGCCGACAGUAGUGUCCAACUCGAAUCGCCGUGGAAUAAUGAGCAUAUCAACUAACGAAUAUACACAUGAAUAUGUGCCUGACAAAGGGACGUAUGUGCCGAUAUUCAAUACCUCCAGACGAAGGUUCUUUGCGAAACGGAGAGAAAGUGGGGGUGACGAAGAUGAGGAAAUGGGAAUAGAUUAG